AUGUGGGUUAUCAACUUUAACCAGUGUUCCCUAGUUGAAGAUGAUGAAGAUUGCAUAGACAGAAUGGUCAGGGCUUUCAUUUAUAACGAUCCCUACUACCCUCGGCCUGACCUGGCCGCGAGCGCCAAAUUGACCGACAGCAUAAGCCCAGCCAAGUUCAUCACAACUGUUUAG
Molecule: messenger RNA, 174 nt
Organism: Fusarium pseudograminearum CS3096
Lineage: Eukaryota; Fungi; Ascomycota; Sordariomycetes; Hypocreales; Nectriaceae
Exons: 2
Coding region: 1-174 (57 amino acids)
Source: RefSeq, a predicted model, not a curated record